GUUCUUUGCCUUUUGUAAUAAUGGCGAGCUUCUUUGACAACCGAGCCAGACAAGCUGCGGCGGCGGCGGCGGCGUCAGCGAGCUCGUCCAAGCAACAAGCGCCCACACAGGACAACAGGCUUCAGCCAUGGGUGGAGAAAUACCGACCCCGGUCUCUGGACGACGUUACUGCGCAAGAUCAUACCGUCACCGUGCUCCGGCGCAUGCUUCAAUCCUCCAACCUCCCGCACAUGCUCUUCUACGGGCCACCCGGUACUGGCAAGACGUCGACAGUGCUGGCGCUUGCCAAGCAGCUGUACGGGCCUGAGCUGAUAAAGUCGAGAGUGCUUGAGCUCAAUGCCUCUGACGAGCGCGGCAUCAGCAUUGUCCGCGAGAAAGUCAAAGAUUUCGCCCGCAUGCAACUUUCCAACCCUCCUGCCGGUCCAGCAGGAGAGGAGUACCGCAAGAAGUACCCAUGCCCGCCCUACAAGAUUGUCGUCCUAGACGAGGCAGACAGCAUGACUCAAGACGCGCAGUCUGCGCUGAGAAGGACGAUGGAGACAUACAGUAAGAUUACGCGCUUCUGCUUGAUCUGUAACUAUGUGACGAGGAUCAUUGAUCCGCUGGCAAGUCGAUGUAGCAAGUUUCGCUUCAAGAGUCUCGAUGAGGCAAAUGCUGGGAAGCGUUUGGAGGACAUUGCUAAGCUAGAGAACGUAAGGUUGCAGGAUGGCGUGAUAGAGACGCUGUUGCGGUGCAGUGAGGGUGACCUGAGGAAGGCAAUAACCUUCUUGCAGAGCGCUGCGAAGUUGGUGGGCGCUGUACAAGCGCCGGCUGGCACAUUGCCGGACAAGAAGCGGAAGCGUGCCAAGAUAGAAGACGAUGAGGACGAGGAUGCUAUGGAUGUCGACCAGCAGACCACGGGUGCCGAAUCCCCAGCAGUGACCGUCCGCAGCAUUGAAGACAUCGCCGGCGUCAUCCCAGAUGGUACCAUUGAUAGCCUCUUCACAGCAAUGCAGCCGAGCUCGAAGGGCACCAUCUACGGCCGGGUGGCGAAGGUGGUUGAAGACCUCAUCGCAGAAGGCUGGUCAGCGUCGCAGAUCGUGAACCAGCUCUAUGACCGGGUGGUUGUUCAUGACGAAGCGACUGGAGACAGGCAGAAAGCCAGGAUUGUUUGCAUCUUCUCUGCUGUGGACAAGAGGCUGGUCGAUGGCAGCGACGAGCAUCUUACCAUACUCGAUCUUUGUCUGCAGAUUGCGGGCAUCUUAGGCGAGCGGUGAAGCUUCGUGGAAUGUACAUAUGCUUACAGCGUAGGCGUCUGGCGUAGCUUAGUGACUGACAACUCUUGCACCUGCGAGUCUCUUUCAGGCAAUGAUGCAUUGCAGGCUACUUCGUCGCCUCAGCUUCGCUUUAUUUGGGCGGCUGCUAGCGUGGCAUCUUUCUGAUCCACUUCGGCAUCACAAGCUGAAGCACUACACUGAAGAUGCCGCAACGAGGUACCGUUCGUCAGCAGUAGAGUGGUCUAUGUGAAUACCUACCCACUGGAUGGAAAGUAUAGUCAGACCAGAGUCAGUCUGAUAACCAAGACAAACAAAGCUCAUAUAGAUUCUUCGAGGAGUCAAUCUCUAAGGAGCCGCCAGUGAAUGUCCUUGACAUUCCCGCAUGAUGAGGGAUGAAUCUCUUUUGCUUGAUCGGUAUCUUUGCUGUCGUUCUA
This is a messenger RNA of Baudoinia panamericana UAMH 10762, 1690 nucleotides long. RefSeq lists its product as uncharacterized. Gene Ontology annotation, biological process: DNA-templated DNA replication; DNA repair. The coding region runs from base 21 to 1256 and encodes 411 amino acids. NCBI's taxonomy places the organism in Eukaryota, Fungi, Ascomycota, Dothideomycetes, Mycosphaerellales, Teratosphaeriaceae. The record is from RefSeq and is a predicted model, not a curated record. Gene Ontology annotation, cellular component: DNA replication factor C complex; nucleus. The transcript has 2 exons. Gene Ontology annotation, molecular function: DNA binding; DNA clamp loader activity; ATP binding.